This is a messenger RNA of Rhineura floridana, 4166 nucleotides long. RefSeq names its product hyaluronan and proteoglycan link protein 3 (gene HAPLN3). Gene Ontology annotation, molecular function: hyaluronic acid binding. The coding region runs from base 131 to 1204 and encodes 357 amino acids. The transcript has 5 exons. Gene Ontology annotation, biological process: cell adhesion. Lineage: Eukaryota; Metazoa; Chordata; Lepidosauria; Squamata; Rhineuridae. The record is from RefSeq and is a predicted model, not a curated record.
UAAACUUUCAACUCAACUUCCUCACUGUGGCGUGAGGGACAGAGCCAACAGCCUCCGUCUUUCGUCCCUCCCCUGACAAGGAGUCUGAUUUGGCUCUCCUCUGCUCCUAUUCAGAAAUACCCUACAAGUGAUGAUCUUCCCCUUGGCUGUGUUUCUGCUGCAAAUGGGCAGCAGCCGCUGCGGCCUGCCUUUCUACAAUGGCUUCUAUUAUGACCGGGUCAUGAAUGACAAAGGAGAUACCAGUGGAGAAGUUCAGUUCAGUGGUGUAAAGCUGAUGGUUGAGACUUCACCUGAAGCCAUCUACACCCACCGCGGUGCCAACAUCACUUUACCCUGCCACUACCAUUAUGCACCCAAACUGCAUGUCCCGCGCAAGAUCCGCGUCAAGUGGUCCAAGCUGCGGGAGGACAACACCAAAGAACAGGAUGUGCUGGUAGCGUCCGGGUCGAAGCACCGCAGCUUUGGAGAAUUCCGAGGACGCACGUGGCUGCUGCAGGCGUCUUCCCAGGAAGCGUCCCUGGUGAUCCAUGACCUGCGGCUACGUGACUCUGGCAAGUACCGCUGCGAGGUCAUUGACGGCCUGGAAGACGAGAGCGGGAUUGUGGAUCUAGAGCUGCAAGGGGUGGUCUUCCCUUUCCAGCCUCACCAUGGGCGCUACAUGCUCAACUUCCAUGAGGCCAAGAAGGCCUGCGAGGAGCAAGAUGCAGUGAUCGCCUCCUUUGGGCAGCUCUUUAAGUCCUGGAUGGAUGGCCUAGAUUGGUGUAAUGCAGGCUGGCUGAUAGAUGGCACAGUCCAGUACCCCAUCACUGUGCCCCGGGAGCCCUGUGGUGGGAAGGACAUGGCCCCUGGCCUCCGGAACUAUGGAGAGCGCCACAAGAACCUCCACCGCUUUGAUGUGUUCUGUUUCUCAUCUGCCCUGAAAGGGACUGUUUACUAUUUGACUGGCCACCAGAAACUCACCUUGGAAGAGGCCAAGCAGGCGUGCCAGGAUGAUGGGGCUGAAAUUGCUAAGGUGGGCCAGCUGUAUUCGGCCUGGAAGCUCGUGGGCUUGGACCGCUGUGAUGCUGGCUGGCUGGCUGAUGGUAGUGUGCGCUACCCUAUCACCUCUCCCCGGCCCAACUGUGGUCCACCAGAACCAGGUGUCAGAAGCUUUGGUUUUCCCAAAGUAGGGAAAUUUGGAGUCUACUGUUACAAGAUGAGCUGAAGGAAGGCAAGGCAUGGACAGGGCAAGUUCCCUGCACCAGCGGACACCAUCUAUUGCCCACCUAGAGUUUAUUAUUUAAAAGGCCAGUCUCUGGGGGCAGUUUUAAUUGUAUGUUUAUUUUUGUGUCUUUUUAAAGAAAAGUUUUUGUAAUGAAAGGGAAAAUGUCGCACAGCCUUGUGAUGUGGCCUUUGAGCUGUCUUGGUGCUGAGUUUCCGGUUUCAUCGCCCAUCUAAUCCAAGGGCAGGAAAAAGCUAUGAUUUAGUGUUGUUUCUGUCUGGCCGUCUGAUUCCUGUGCCUUCUGGAAUGGGGCCAUGCUGACUUCUGUCCAUGACAUCACAAAGCCAUCUUGUGCACAGCUGCCUCCGUCCUGUUGUAGCUGUGUCUUGCAAAAGAUUCCUUGUUCCAAGGGGAGAUUCCCAGUUCUUACUAGCCUAAGAUUUCAUCACCCGGCCAGUGCUUUGCCCCCAGCAGAUCCAACAUUAAAACUUAGGGCAGAAGCAUGGGAAUGUUUUCAGCCUGAAGGCCGCACUCCCUUCUGGGCAAGCUUCAAGGAGCCACGUGCUGGUGGUGGGCAGGGCCGGAGGGAAAAGUGGGUGGAGCAACACAUAUAAAAUUUACGUUUGUACUGUACGCUAAUUUCUACACAGACACCUCUCUAUUCUCCAUUGAGGCAUUGGCAGAGUUUCAGGGCACACUGUACCUAGGCAAAACCACACAAGGAACCUGUGAAGCAAGGCCGGUAAGGGGUGUGGUCUGGGGUGAGUCCCUGCGGCCAGAUAGGGAGCCUUGGAGGGCCACAUUUAGACCCUGCCUCUGAGGUCCCCUCACCCCUGACAUUGACUAGGUAUUGUAAAAGCCCAGGGCUGACUGUGGUAGUAGUAAUCCUUUGAUUGGCAUGAAGUCAUCAUGAGUAAGGCUUGUUUGCCUCUCGGCUGAUUGUUAAAAAACUCAGGGCAAAGACCGGUGCAACUUCUUCACUGUGGCAAAGGCUGUUCCGAUAGCAGCCCACUCCCUUCAACAGCGCAUUAAGCUGAGCUCAGGACUGGGAAAAAUUAAAAGCCAGUUCCGCAGGUUGUCCAAGUGAACACCACUUGCAAACCUGAGUUUGCACUGACUGUGAAGAACUAGCUAUGACUGAAGCAAUGCCUGUCUUUUCUUCACCCUCAGCUUGAAUGCUAAUCAAUGGAUAACUUUGAUAUUUGCCUAGCUUUCGUUAACUUUGCACACAAUAAGUAGGUUUUCCAUCAGCGGUAGGCAGUCACUCCUGGUGGUGUCAGUGGCCAUGGAAACAGGCUCUGGGCUUGAGGUUUCAUGUCCUGUGCUGUCCUUGCCUUUCAAAGCAGAUCAAAAAUUUAGUCUUUUGCAGAGCUGCUGUUAAUCCAGCCUAAUUCUUUGCAUGCUCACUUAGGAGGUAUCCCCAUUAAACAACAAGAAGGGCUGACGUCUGAGUAAGCAUGCGCAGUAUCAGAUCAUCAGCAAGAGGAUUGCAGGAUUCUGCCGCUGCAGAGAGAAUUGCAUCUUUAAAUGUGUGUACAUACGGCCACAUCCGCAUGAUCUUAGACCCCUUACUUUUUUAGCAGCAGGGUCCCUAUGUCUCCAGCAUCCUGUGAACUAAUCAGCAUGAAAGGGGAGAGUGUUAGCCACUGAGAAGAGCCUUCUAAUAUGCUUCCUUGUCCUUUCCUGCUGAUUGGAGUCAAUCAGAGUGAAAGGAAGUGAGCCGUCACUGAGAAGACUCUUCUCAGUAGCCAACACACUCCCCUUUCAUGCAGAUUAGCUCCUAGGAACAUCUGCUGUGGUGGGAGAAAGCAUUAACAAGGAUCUCAUUCUCAACCCAGCAACAAAAAAGGAGGAGGAGGGGAGGGGGUGUGAUGUGGCUGUGACUAUCACGAAGGGGCCCUGCACUUCUGAAUUUGCCAUGACACUAUUGCUGACAUGCAGGACCUCCAGCCAGGGGAGAAACCUCUUCCCCCCUGAUCCUUUUUGCACUGUUCUGGCCAUGCUGGUGGCUGCUUUUGUCCAACAAAAGAGCAAGACAGAUUAAUAUAUUCAUCCAUUUAACAUCCUGUCUUUGUUGUUGUAGUAGUUUGGCAGUUAAAGCAGACAAGUGGAGCGUGCAACAAAAUGUUGCAGUAUAUCCUCCCCUCCUUGCAGGAAUGCUCAUGUUCAGGGUUCCUGUCAGCUAGCGAUGGCCUCUUCCAAGGUACUAGGAAGACAGAAGCUGUCUUUACACUGAGUCAGACCAUUGGUUCUUCUCACUUGCUGUUGUCUGCAUUGACUAGCAGUGGCCCUCCAGGAUUUCAGACUGGGGAUUUUCCCAGCCCUAUCUGGAGAUGCCGGAGAUUGAACCUGGGACCUUCUACAUGCAAAGCAGAUGCUCUGUCAUGGAGCUGUGGCUCGUCCCCAUUAUACACUGUAAAGAACUCAAGCAGAGCAUUCCAGAUUUCUCCCCUGUCCAGUUUUCUAUUUUUCUUUUUCAACUGGCUAUCAACAUUCUGCAGCUACUGAGCAUGCUCAGAUCUCAAAGGUCUAUUUUUUGGGGGGGGGGGAGUUCCCCAGUAGGGUUCCUAAAGAUGUUCUGUACUUUUGAAAGCCUCAGAGUUCCUCCAAGUAUGGUCCCAUUUUAACUCCAAGUCUGCUGGCAUUCACUAUCUGAGUUUUAAUAGCCGUUGUUGUGUAGGAUAACUUCAUCAUACAUCUAAGAAACUGCUUUUUUUAAUUUUCUCAAAGCUAUUUGCUGUUGAGAAGGUGUAAUUGGUAUUGGACUUUACCAAGAGCCAGUGUGUUGUAGUGGUUAGAGUGUUGGACUAGGACCUGGGUGACCAGGGUUCAAAUUCCCAUUCAGCCAUGAAGCACACUGGGUGAACUCAGGCCAGUCGCUGUCUCUCAACCCAACCUGUUGUGAGGAUUAAAUUAGGAGGGGGAGAACCAUGUAUGCCACUUUGAGCUCCGGGAAAGUGGGAUA